Guillardia theta CCMP2712 is the source of this 490-nucleotide messenger RNA. RefSeq lists its product as hypothetical. Bases 10 to 462 code for a protein of 150 amino acids. Gene Ontology annotation, molecular function: calcium ion binding. NCBI's taxonomy places the organism in Eukaryota, Cryptophyceae, Pyrenomonadales, Geminigeraceae. Gene Ontology annotation, cellular component: myosin II complex. The transcript is spliced from 4 exons. The record is from RefSeq and is a predicted model, not a curated record.
AGGAGAGGAAUGGCGAACCAUCUGACGGCUGAGCAAGUGGAUCACUUCCGAGAAGUUUUUUCCGUCUUCGACCAGGAUGGCUCAGGUUCCAUCGAUGCUGAUGAGCUGGGCGCCUGUCUACGAGCUCUUGGCCAAAACCUGACAGACGAUGAGAUCAAAGAUUUGAUAACAUCUGUGGAUCAGAACAACAGCGGAACUAUUGAUUUUGAUGAAUUUCUUGCUCUCAUCGUGUCAAAAUCCGAAGCAAUCAAUUGUGAAGAAGAAUUGUUAGCCGCGUUUCAAGAGUUUGACCUUGCGAAGAAAGGAAAGUUGUCUAAGGACCAAUUCUAUUACGUUUUCUGUGGAAUGGCAGAAACAUGUGAUGCACAAGACAUUGACUACAUGCUGAAGCUCUUUGGAGCUUUGGAUGAGAAUGAUGAGGUAGCAUACCCCAUCGUUGUAAACAAGCUCCUUGAAAUUUAGAGGAAUGAAACCAAAUCCCAAGUUGUCC